AUGCCGAGCGCGACCCGCGUUCAGAUGUGGACGUACGCCGUGCUCCUUCUCCUCGUAACCAUCGUAGCAACCCUCCUCGGAAGCUCAGUUGCAGAGGCUGUUGCCCUCUUAUCAGAACACAAUAGCCCCCCGAGCAACCUCUCCCUUCUCGUCGCUGGCUUGGUCUUCGCCCUCACGACCUUCGCGUACCUCCUCAUGUUCUUGAUCCAGCGACAGCUUCAUCCCAACUCGCAGCUAACAUGGCUCGCCACCGACUGUGUUGUCCUCACUUUCCUCUCCAUCUGGGGCUUUGGGUGCGCCGUCGCCUUCACCACCCGCGGCUUGCUCGACAUUGGGUCGUGCCCAGCGUCCACCGCCGGCACGUGCAGCCUCACCGUCGGCGCCGGGGUCCUGCUGUGGAUUUGCAGUGUGCUUCUCAUCGUCACUCUCGCCUACCUUGUCAUCACCAAGACGGUGAACCACCCAGGCCGUGAGGCGUGGGCCCGUUCAGUCCUCAGCCUAACCAAGCCCGAGGAUAUCAAGCCGCGCGAUCCGUCCUCUGCACCGCCCAGCAACCGUACGUCGACGACCAUCAACCAGGACCAAUUGUCUGAGCCUGAGGCUGUGCGCCCCUUCCUCAACAUUGAUCUCAUUGACGACGACGAGACGGCCGAGUCCAACUCGCCGCCGCUAUUGCACCACGCCCCGUCCCUCCCGUACUCCCGCUCCGGCUCGAGCACUCCUUACUCCCAUUCCAAGUCUAGCCUUCCCCACUCGUACUCCAAGCCGAGCAUUCCCUACUCGAGCCCAGGGAGCUCCCGCACCGCUGCAACUUCCCAAGCGUCGCUGCUGAAUGCCCGCUCGUACACUCAGAACUCGCUGCCGUCAACAAUCCACAACCACAGUUACGGGUCGCCGGUUCCCCCGCUCCCACCCCUUGUGAUCGACGAGAAGCGUCGCGAGCGCUCGCCAGCGUACCUCCCAAAUAACAGUUCGCAAACCUACAUCCCAAGUGCCAGUUUGCGCCACAACCUCAUCAUCCAGAUCCCACAACCACGCAACGAGGAGGAGGGCAUGAUCUUCAGCGCGGCCUCGGACGUGUUCAGUGUCAUGGCCGACAAUGCCGGUUCGCCCCGCUCCCUGAUGUCCGACUUCCCCCAGGACCCACCUACGCAAGCGUUAUCGCUCCUCGCCGAGCCCGUGUCGCGGGGCCCGACGCCGCACUCCGCUGCCACUGAGAUGUGGGCCCGCCAGGCGCCGACGUACACGCCACCGCUGACGAGCGGAUCACAAUGGAGCACGAACAACGCGCCGCGUCCACACGAAAAACGUCCACAGUACCAGAGCUUGUCGUCGGGCUCAACGGUCUCGGCAGCCACCAUGGGCUUUCCCCCAUACGCGCGGCGCGGAUCGCCGCCAGACCCCCGCUCCGACUCGUACGCACCGUACGUAUCUCGCUACCACCCCGGUACGACAGACACGUACGGCCAUCGGCCACAAGAGGAGGAAGCGACGCUGUUCUUCAAUGAGCGCCCACCCGCGCAGAGGCCGGCCCUGUUCGUCAGCAGCAACCGGCCCGAAGAGGAAGAGGCGACGCUUUUCUUUGACAGCAAGCCUCGCCAGCCGAUUGCAGAGGAGGCGACGCUGUUCUUCAACGCCCCGCGGGUCGCAGCAGUACCUUCACCACCUAGUGGCGACGAGGCGACAUUGUUCAUUAGUGCGCCACGGGCGCCAGUGCAGCCCGCCGCCCAGGACGAGGCGACGUUGUUCUUCAGUGCACCUCGAGCGCCAGCGUUGUCCGCCCAGGACGAGGCGACCCUGUUUUUCAAUGCACCUCGACCGCCACGACCGCCAGCGCAGCCCGCACAAGACGAAGCCACUCUGUUUGUCAACCGCAAGACACCCAACUCCCUACGUACCACGAACAGUGACGAAGCGACGCUCUUCUUCAACGCGCCAACGAUAGCGCGGCCCCCGGUCGCGGCCAUGUCGCCAGAGCGCGAGAAACGCACGCCCAGUGUGUCACCACCAAGGCCCGCCGACGAUGACGAGGCGACACUAUUCUUCCCCCGCCGGUGA
This is a messenger RNA of Cutaneotrichosporon cavernicola, 2058 nucleotides long. RefSeq lists its product as uncharacterized. The transcript has 4 exons. Bases 1 to 2058 code for a protein of 685 amino acids. The record is from RefSeq and is a predicted model, not a curated record. NCBI's taxonomy places the organism in Eukaryota, Fungi, Basidiomycota, Tremellomycetes, Trichosporonales, Trichosporonaceae.